Fusarium mangiferae is the source of this 693-nucleotide messenger RNA. RefSeq lists its product as uncharacterized. The transcript has a single exon. NCBI's taxonomy places the organism in Eukaryota, Fungi, Ascomycota, Sordariomycetes, Hypocreales, Nectriaceae. The record is from RefSeq and is a predicted model, not a curated record. The coding region runs from base 1 to 693 and encodes 230 amino acids.
AUGCAUUUUCAACCAGUCGAGCAAAUGAUUGACGAGGCGUAUACUGCUCGUCCUCAGGGCGAACCUGAAGCAGAUGCUGCAGCUACCAAUGAUGCUCUAGACGAUGUUUUUGGCUCGGGACCUUCGUCUCCCACUGAUUUUCGUCCUGACGAUGAGUCAGCAGCAUCACACCCCUCAGAUAUUCGCCGUUUGCAGGCAGAGCACACAACUGCUGGAUACCGCGAGGGCAUUACCGUUUCAAAAGAAAGCAGUCUUCAAGCUGGAUUUGACGAGGGGUUCAGUCUUGGUGCAAGCGUUGGCAUGAGAGCAGGUCAAAUUCUGGGCUUGCUCGAAGGCAUCAAUGAAGCGGUUCGUGGUCUUAACGAAGCAGAUUCUUCCAAGAUCGCCGAACUCCUGAAACAAGCACGGGAAGAACUCAGUACACAAGGCUUGUUCACGCCUGAGUAUUGGUCCGAAGAUGGUAACUGGAAAUACGAAGUCACUCCAGCUACGGGGGCCGAAGAUGUUGUGUUCUCAGAUGUAGCUGAUGCGCAUCCACUUGUGAGGAAAUGGACGGAGAUUGUGGAUGAGCAAGUCACUAUGUGGAAGAUAGAUAGGAGCAUCUUGGACGACGAGACAGGGGUUAGGUUGGAGAGGGAUGAACCACUUGGUUCCGGGGCUGCACUGACGGCAAAGAAGCCGUUAGAUUGGUGA